AUGUGUCGUACCGGAUUCCCAGCCGACUUCUCUCGUUUGGCACUCCCGGCGCACGCACGUUCGUCCUCGGCGGUCGUACCCCCGCACUUAGUCCCGCCCUCAUUACCACCGUUGUCUCCGUCUCUGCGCGCCGCGCGUCCCGCAUUUUCGUGCACAUCCUACCUCCUCCUCUCCGUCUGGCUCUUCGCCGCCCUCGUGCCCUUCACCGACUUCGUCGCGAACCGCCAGGCCAACGUUUCCGCCACGCUCGACGGCAUCGCCCUGCCCCAGAGCGUCAUCCAGGCCGUGCAGGCGCAGAGCGGCGUCACCGGCACCUACCACGAGAUCUCCUACCUCCGCCUCGCGACGGUCUUCCCGCGGUGGAUCGCGUUCCUCUUCGGCGCGCUAUCCGCAGUCUUGUCGUACACCACGGCCACGGAGCGCAGUCCCGACUCUGCGCGUUACCCGCUCGUGGCCGGCGGCAGGGCGGGCUCUAUCCGGGACGUGGAUGACAAGCCGAAGGAGGCGGAGCAGGUGGGCAUCCGGCAGGUAUAA
Messenger RNA from Sparassis crispa, 534 nucleotides. RefSeq lists its product with no specific name. The record is from RefSeq and is a predicted model, not a curated record. Bases 1 to 534 code for a protein of 177 amino acids. The transcript has 3 exons. Lineage: Eukaryota; Fungi; Basidiomycota; Agaricomycetes; Polyporales; Sparassidaceae.